Molecule: messenger RNA, 669 nt
Organism: Rotaria socialis
Lineage: Eukaryota; Metazoa; Rotifera; Eurotatoria; Philodinida; Philodinidae
Source: the annotation of a GenBank genome assembly
AUGAAUACGGAUAUGGGGAGUGUUUUGGAAUUUCUGCUUUACGUUGGUCAAGCAAAACGAAUAUUUCGUACUGGUAGGGUAAUACAUGGCGCCGACAAAGUUGAAAGUGUCGCUGCUCAUAUGUAUCGAAUGGCUUUGAUGCCAUUUUUAUUACCGACUAUAUCUGAAGAAUCAAAAAUUCGUUGUAUGAAAUUGGCGCUCGUUCAUGAUUUAUCUGAAUCAGUUGUUGGAAAUUUAACAGAAUUUGAUGGAAUACCACAAUCAGAAAAACGUCCUGACGUUGGUAGAGAAAUAUUUUCACUAUUUAAUGAAUAUGCUGAUCAAAAAACAACUGAAGCUAAACUUGUUAAAGAUUUAGAUUUAUUUGAUAUGCUUGUACAAGAGUAUGGAUAUGAAAAACUUCAAUCAAAAGAAGAAUUUUUAGACAGUUUCCUCUCGAGUUCUAAACAUAAUAUAAAAACAGCAAUAGUUCAACAAUGGCUUGAUCAGUUAAUGGAAUGUAGAUCUUCAGGAAAACAAUUUCAAUUGCCAUCCGACUCAAAUCUUAAUACACUGCUUAAACAUAUUCUUUACGAUGAACAAGGAACAUUUUUGUACAAAUUUCCAUCUUCUGAACUUCAUUCAAAAUCACAUGGUCUUAUUGCUAAUAAAAAUAAACUAGAUAGAUAA